Molecule: messenger RNA, 2544 nt
Organism: Carcharodon carcharias (great white shark)
Lineage: Eukaryota; Metazoa; Chordata; Chondrichthyes; Lamniformes; Lamnidae
Gene: lrrc74b
Product: leucine rich repeat containing 74B
Exons: 14
Coding region: 63-1637 (524 amino acids)
Molecular function (GO): calcium ion binding; protein binding
Source: RefSeq, a predicted model, not a curated record
UGCAUUAUCAUCAAGAUAUUGGAAGUUUGACGGGACUGUUUUCUGCUCUCGGUCCAAAGGCGAUGGUGCUCAGCGAGAACUCGUCCAAGGAAGAGAGUGAGUCGGAGACCCCUCAGGUGGAGGAGGUACAGGAGGCGAGUUCAGAAGAUGCCUCCCGCUAUCAACUCGGAGGUGUCAGCAGCAAGCCCCCCAACAGACCCCGCAACUCCUACAGUAGAGGUAGUGUCGACCCCAAAAUAGUUACUCGAUUACAUACCAAUAAUCGUGUAAAAGAGGAUAAAAUUGAAAUCUGCCAAGUUAUAGUACCUUCUGACAAAGCAUCUGUCGAAUCAUUUGAAGAGUUUUCUGAUGAUACACUAAGCGAUGGAGGACUGGAUAUGGAUUUGGAAGAUGUUUCGAAAAUCUAUGAUCACACAGGGAAGACCAAGUAUAAACAGGCAUGUGAAACAUAUGGUGUGGUGCCAAUCUCCUACUUCCUGCGCAAUAUGAAUGGUACAGAACUAGUUAUGAUGCAUUAUGGGCUUGGACCUCAGGGUGCCAAGGCAAUUUCUGUUUCUCUGAUAACCAACACAUCUGUUGUAAAGUUGAAUCUGAAGGAUAACUGGCUGGAGGCAGAAGGUGCCAGAGCUAUUGCAGAAAUGCUGAAGGAUAACUGCUACAUUACAGAUGUUGAUUUGUCGGACAACCAAUUGGGAGUUGAAGGGGCCAGAGCAAUUGCCUCCAUGCUCAUGGAAAAUUUAACACUGACAACAGCUAUCCUUUCCGGGAAUUAUUUUGAUGAUCAUGCUGCUGUGUUCCUGGCUGAGGCUAUAAGCAGCUCACACAAGUUGAAAUUCUUGGAUCUGAGCCACAACAAAAUUGGCAAUACCUUAGGUGAAGACCUUGGAAAUGCAAUAGCAGAAAACACUGGGAUAAUAGACUUGGACCUAAGCUGGAAUUAUCUACGUGGCAAGGCAUGUAUAGCCGUAGCAGAAGGCCUCAGCGAUAAUAUUUAUUUGAAAGUACUGGAUUUGUCCUAUAAUGGAUUUGGGAAUGAUGGAGCAAAAGCACUCGGUGCUGCUCUUAAAGUUAAUAAUGUGCUUGAACAACUGAAUAUCAGUAAUAAUCGUAUUUCUCCAGAAGGAGCAGUGUGGUUAUCUGUUGGACUGAGAAGCAAUACCACACUUACUGUGCUUAAUAUGGCCCGGAAUCCCAUGCAGAGUGCUGGAUGCUACGGGAUAUUGAAAGCCUUAAAAGAAAAUCCCAAAAGUGCCAUAGAAUCAUUGGAUUUCUCUGAUAUCAGAGUUAAUAAGGACUUUGAGGACUUGUUCAAUGAUGUGAAACAACAAAUACCAAAUCUUCAAGUGAAACAUGAGAAGAAUGCAGAUCAGUUUAGAAGACCAAGAUCCAAGGCCGAUCCUCUUACUAAACUGAAAGAAUUCAUGAAGCAGCACCACCUGCAGUUGGAGCAUUUCUUAGACAACUUUGAUAAAACUGAGAGCCAAUAUAUCAACUUAAAGGAUUUCCAGGAGGGACUGAAGAAUGCUAGAGUCCCUUUAAAUGAGGUUGAACAGCAAAAGCUGAUAGAUUUACUGGACAAAGAAAAGGAUGGUGAGAUUGAUUUCAGUGAAUUGAACAAUUUGCUACUAAGCAACUAAUCUCAGUGCAAGCAAAGCCUGUCUUAAUGAGAUGGUGUAGCCUCAUAACCAGAGGAAUCUUAAGAAUUCACCUGCAUGGACAUAAAAGGAAAUGUGUGUUUUAAGCAUUAGCCCUGCAUCAUCACUUUCUCACUCCUAGAGCUGACACUAUUAUUUUUCUUUGCCAUGACUUCUUCUUUUCUACAGUCAAAUAGUCAAAAAGAAAAAAAAGCCCUUCAGUGGCGUAAGUGCUUACAUUCAUUUUAAGUAUAUACUGAGUUUUUAUUUUCCCUGAAAGGAAAAGUUUCAUCUUGCAGCUUCUCCACCAACCUGUUUCCCUUAACAAUGUAAUUGACAUUAACAAACCUUAACAAGGUAAUUGAUAAGAUAUUGAACACACUCCACCACUUUGGCAGAGUUUGCUGCUCUCAACUGUAGCAAUAUUUGGGGCACUGUAACUGACUCAACGCCCCUGGGCUGAGGAUUCUGCUCCCGACUAUAACUAUUGGCUCUUGCGGGAGAAUGCACUUGUUUGGCUCUUGCAGAGGUAGGAAUAAGUUCGGACUUAAUUGAUGCUUCCCAUACUCGAACGGCCUCGCCCUUGAAGACUUAUAAAAGGUAUCAGAUAGCUCCUGCCACCUAUCGGACUGUUUCCCACCAAGAGUGCCUUCAGAAAGAAAGGUCGGAAAAUGAAAUUUACCUUCCCCUAAUUGAAAUGGUUGGGAAUGCAUUUUUCUAUCAAUAUGUUCUGCUGUGUCUGUAAAAUAUCUGUUUCAGAUGAUUUAUUACAGCCAGUACAGAUUUAAAAAUGAAAUCGUAUGAACUGGAGACGCAACAGUUGGAGUCGAGGGACAAUGCUAUCACUGUCGGGGAAAUUAUUUAUCCAAGAGCCUCAUGUGUAAUACCUUCAAUAAAGUUAACAAUUUUA